AUGGAUCCUGUCACUGGAAUUGGACUUGGUUGUGGACUGACAUCUUUAGCCUUCGAUGUCUUCGACCAUUCAGUAAAGCAUUUGCUAAUCGACACAGUCUUCAAAUUCUUCUGUUCUAUGGUCGAUAUGCCGAAGGAUUACGAGGGAUUUCGAGUACGAUUCAUCAUGGAAUACCACCGGCUCCUUGCUUGGGGCUAUGCCGCCGGUCUCGUCGAAAUUCCCGAGGGAUCCCAUCUUGCAGCAAGCUUAGGGACAAAUGCCACGGAGCUGUGUAGCGUUGUCGCUCGAAUCGGUGGGCUCCUGGAGGACUUCAAAGAGCUAUUUACUAGAUGGAACAAUGAGUCAGACUUGCCAGGGGACAAGGAAAUGGCUGAACAAAAUGCCCAGAGAAUUGACAUCGUGGCGGAAGUCUCCACCCUUGCAUCGCUAUACGACAGGAGCAUGGGCGGACGCAAGAGGCUCAAAGACCACAACUUCGUGAAACGGAUGGCAAAGGCUACAGAUACCGUCAAAGAUGUACUAUCGCACCCUCGACGAGUACGGUGGGUAGUAAGGGACGCGACGGCUUUCGAGGCAUUGCUAGUAGACCUCCAUCGCCUGACCGAGCGACUGCGGGAGCUAAUGGGCAACCACGAGAUACGACAGAUCCGCGAAAUUACGGCGAAGACGUUCCGUGAGAUGGUUGUCGUUCGGAACGACCUUCGUGAGAUCAUGGCCGUUUUGCACGCAUUGGUCACCACCAAGCAGCCUGCCGCAGGUCCUGGGGAUAGUCUGUCCAGCGAGAACGAGAACAAGGCCCUACAAGGACUUUUGCAGCUGAAAAGAUUUAAAUGCGCUUCAGACGAGAUAUCUCGUCAGAUCCAGCAGAAUGCCUGUUUCGACGUCAGGGAUAGCCUUAGUGAUUUGAUUACCGUUACCGGGUGUGAUGCUGUCACAUUCGAACGCAGCUUCAGCCGUUAUGAAGCAAAGACGCCAACAAGACAUGAUCCACGCCGGCCGCGUGGCACUUUCGUUCAGAAUGGAAAGCCACAUGAGGUAUGGCUUGAAUGGAGGGUGACGGACGAUUCCAUGCCCGGAUCGUCAGAAGAGAAAGAGUCUCGGAUACGAACGUGGACCCUCGCACAGAUGCUUUCCGAGGACAAACCCAAAGGUCUCUUUGCAUCCACCUGCAUAGCUUUCGUGGAUUAUCGCCACGUCAAGAACAAAGUGGGCUGGGUUUUUGAGAUGCCUCACGGCUCAAAUGGUAACACCACACUGAAGACCUUGCACGGCAUGUUGGGCCAGAAACAAUAUCGCCCGACCAUGGUCCAACGCAUUUCCCUCUCCUGGAAGGUGGCAUCGUCUUUACUCUACCUUCACACAGCAGAUUGGCUUCAUAAAGGUAUCCACAGCGGUAACGUCGUGUUCGCUUGCGAGCAAGAGAAUGUCGAUUUCGACAACCCAAUUCUGUCUGGUUUUGAAUAUUCGAGGCCACAAAGCAUCGGAACCACUUCGCGAGGCACUGAUCCGAGGUGGGACAUAUAUCGAUGGCCAAGCAUUCAGAGCGAGGCGCCCAAGACCACAAACUCUCGGAAGACUUAUGAUAUCUACAGCCUUGGUCUCAUGCUGCUGGAGAUUGCCCACUGGAAGCCGCUUCCUGACCUCAUGUGCCUGGAAUCGUGGCCCUCGCCAACAUUACAAGACUGCCAGAUUCGAGGUUGGCUGCUCGGCGAGCUUGAGCAUGAACCUUUCAAAGAAAAUCCACUUCUUGCAUUGCGCGAUGUGGCGGGCAACCAGUAUUUUGAGGUAACCCGACGCUGCCUUGUAGCUCAUGGUGAGCUUGGUAUGUGUGUGGGAGAGAAUGACCUGGAAUCGGAUCCCAGAGUCGGCGUGAAGCUUCAAAACACGUUCACCGAGCUCGUGGUUGACAAGGUCCAAAUGCUCUCGGCGGUACUCUAG
Messenger RNA from Zasmidium cellare ATCC 36951, 1938 nucleotides. RefSeq lists its product as uncharacterized. The transcript is spliced from 2 exons. The record is from RefSeq and is a predicted model, not a curated record. Lineage: Eukaryota; Fungi; Ascomycota; Dothideomycetes; Mycosphaerellales; Mycosphaerellaceae. Bases 1 to 1938 code for a protein of 645 amino acids.